AUGCUCCAGGGGUCGGCCCGCACAUGGUUGAAGAGCCUGCCGGUGGGCAGCAUCAACGCGUGGGUCGAUUUCAAGCAAGCCUUCGUACGCAACUUCACCGGGACCUACUGGCGACCCGGCCGUCCCAGCCAGCUCGCCAUGUGCGUGCAGGGGCCGGCGGAAAGCGGCCGCGAGUACCUCGGACGUUGGACCGAGCUCCGGAACAGCUGUGAGGGCGUCCACGAAGUCCAAGCAAUCCAGUACUUCAUCAACGGGUGCCGGGAUGGCACCCUCCUCAAACACAAGCUCUUACGCUCCGAGCCGGCCACCAUGGCCGCGCUCAUGGUGACGGUGGACAAGCACGCCAACGCCGACUCCACCAUGAAGAUCCAGGUGGCACUGGACGAAGCCGGCAAAGCAAAGCCGGUUCCCCCUCCGAAGCCGGCCGGCGAAGGCAGCCGGCGGCAGCACAACCAGCAGAACAACAAGCGCAAGGCCGACCAGCCGGCCCAGCGCUACGACAACCGGCUCGUCGCGGCCGCCGAGCAAGCGCCCGUGGCUGACCCGGCCGCCAAAUGCCGGCAAGACGGCGUGGCAGCCCGCCAUGAGUUUUGA
Messenger RNA from Aegilops tauschii subsp. strangulata, 594 nucleotides. The record is from RefSeq and is a predicted model, not a curated record. NCBI's taxonomy places the organism in Eukaryota, Viridiplantae, Streptophyta, Magnoliopsida, Poales, Poaceae.